AUGGGUUUAGAUCAUCCUGCUUUUACUUUAUCCGGAUUAUGUGCAAUUGGUGGAUUAAUUGGUUAUUUUAGAAAAGGUUCAGUUCCUUCAUUAAUUGCUGGUUUAGCUAUUAGUGGUUUAUAUGGUGGUGCAGGUUAUUUAUUAAAACAAAAUGCAAAUUAUGGUUUAGAAUUAGCUUUGGCUACUUCUUCUGUUUUAUUAUUUGCUGGUUUAUCAAGAUCUUUUCAAACUUCAUUUCAAAAACCAAUUCCAUUAUUAUUAUUAGCUUUAGGUUCUGUUUCAACUGGUUAUUAUGCUAAGAAAUAUAAUGAAUUUUAUCCAAUUUUCCAAUAG
Insectozyma verbasci is the source of this 333-nucleotide messenger RNA. The record is from the annotation of a GenBank genome assembly. Lineage: Eukaryota; Fungi; Ascomycota; Pichiomycetes; Serinales; Debaryomycetaceae.